CCCGUGGAACUUAGAAGCAGGAGUAGGGGGUGGGAAAGGAAGCAGAUAAAAGGCAAGUGAAAGAAAGGAGGAGGGGCAGCCUCUGACCCAGCAAGCCCUGUGCUCUCUUCCUGCCUAGCCCGGGCCAGUCUCCAGGAGCCCAAUGGCCAACUAUGAAUUUAGCCAGGUGUCUGGGGACAGACCUGGCUGCCGCCUGUCUAGGAAAGCCCAGAUCGGUCUCGGAGUGGGUCUCCUGGUCCUGAUCGCCUUGGUAGUGAUAGUGGUGGUCAUAGUUCUGUGGCCGCGCACACUCCUGGUGUGGACUGGCAAUCCUACCACGAAGCACUUUUCUGACAUCUUCCUGGGACGCUGUCUCAUCUAUACUCAAAUCCUCCGGCCGGAGAUGAGAGAUCAGGACUGCAAGAAGAUACUGAGUACAUUCAAAAGAGCAUUUGUUUCCAAGAAUCCUUGCAACAUCACAAGAGAAGACUAUGCACCACUUACUAAACUGGUCACUCAGACCAUACCAUGUAACAAGACUCUCUUUUGGAGCAAAUCCAAACACCUGGCCCAUCAGUAUACUUCGAUCCAGGGGAAGAUGUUCACCCUGGAGGACACGCUGCUGGGCUACAUUGCUGAUGAUCUCAGGUGGUGUGGAGAUCCCAGUACUUCCGAUAUGAACUAUGACUCUUGCCCACAUUGGAGUGAAAACUGUCCCAACAACCCUAUUUCUGUGUUCUGGAAAGUGAUUUCCCAAAAGUUUGCAGAGGAUGCCUGUGGUGUGGUCCAAGUGAUGCUCAAUGGGUCCCUCACUGAGCCAUUUUACAAAAACAGCACCUUUGGAAGUGUGGAAGUCUUUAAUCUGGACCCAAAUAAGGUUCAUAAACUACAGGCUUGGGUGAUGCAUGACCUCGAAGGGGCUUCCAGUAACUCAUGUUCGAGCUCCUCCCUAAAUGAGCUGAAGGUGAUUGUGCAGAAAAGGAAUAUGACAUUUGCCUGCCAGGAUAACUACAGGCCUGCCAGGUUUCUUCAGUGUGUAAAGAAUCCUGAGCAUUCAUCCUGUAGACUUAAUAUGUGAAGGAUUUGGAUCUUAGGUUGCCGUAGCAUGGAUUGAGAUGGAGGGGCUCAGAAGCAACACUGGUGGAAAGCUGAGCUGUCAGGGAGAGGCCUCUACUACAAUGUGAACACCAGACAUGGAAGAACUUCCCAAUACAUUAUGACAAAACGACAAGAUCAACUUAGUGCUUACUGUGUACUACCUAUCUUGAAGAGAAAUUACUCCAUAAACCAGAGUUAAACUUCUAUAUUGUUAUUUCAGUCUAACUUUCUCAUGUGAUGAUUUUAUAUUUAUAUAUUGUUAGCAUCCUUUUUUAACUCUCUUUUAAUUCUCUCUCUCUCUCUCUCUCUCUCUC
This is a messenger RNA of Apodemus sylvaticus (European woodmouse), 1391 nucleotides long. It is a transcript of the gene Cd38, whose product is annotated as CD38 molecule. The record is from RefSeq and is a predicted model, not a curated record. Gene Ontology annotation, cellular component: plasma membrane. NCBI's taxonomy places the organism in Eukaryota, Metazoa, Chordata, Mammalia, Rodentia, Muridae. Gene Ontology annotation, biological process: positive regulation of B cell proliferation. Gene Ontology annotation, molecular function: NAD+ nucleosidase activity; phosphorus-oxygen lyase activity. Bases 143 to 1057 code for a protein of 304 amino acids. The transcript has 8 exons.